AUGAGAGGCCCACCAUCUUGGCCCGCCGGGCUGGCGGCGAUGUCCUCGCUCGCCAGCUUCUGCGUAUCGACAGCCAACGGCUUCUCGACCUCCUCCAAGCUCUGGGACAGGAUCCAGAAAUCCAACAUCUUCACGGCGGAGCACGAGCUCGGCAGCCGAUCUCUCGACAUCGGCAUCAGCAGCGGCUGCCCGACCGCCCUCGACCUGUGCGUCGAUGGCGCCUGCACCAACGUCACCAUCGGCAUCAAUCCGCUUCACCUGCGGCGCCUCACGAACCGCUGCAAGGCAGGCGAGAUCUGCGUCGUCGGGUGCUGCGGGCCCCUGAGCUUCCACGAGCCCGCGGGGUGUGGCAGUGACGACGAGCCGUGCAAGGCAGGUCGCUGGUGCCACCGCGGGUCGUCGCUGCCCAUCGAGGUCAGCACGAGCUCGCGCGCCUGCGGCUCCCACAAGAGGAGGUGCGACCCGGGCACGCUCUGUGUCAGCGGCUUCUGCGAAAAGAUCGACCUCGGAAGCGACCCCCUGAACUGCGGCGGCAGUGGCGUCGUCUGCGAGGCAGGGCACUUACUGCCUCGACGGCGCCUGCGGUGCCCAUGUCGUUGGCGCCCCUCCCCUCACGGCGUCUGCGAGGAGAUCAGCAUCGCGCUCGAUCCCUACAGGUGCGGCGCCAACAGCACCACCCAGUGCCUUGCUGGCGAGACUUGCCACGGCGGGCGCUGCGAGCGCAUCGCCCUCGGCUGCGAGGCUGUCGACGGCGACAAUGGCAACGACGAUGUCGAGGCCUGCGAGAAGACGUGCGAGCUCGGAAGCGUGUGCUACAACAACGAGUGCAUCCCGCUGCAUGUCGACCUCGACGUCGCGGACUGCCAUGGCAAGGCGUGCGCCGCGGGUGAUGUCUGCCUCUCGGGCAUCUGUACGUCUCAUCUCGCGAGGAAACGCCACCGGUCCGAUCGUGGGGGUGUGCUGGUGCCCCUCCUGGAUCUGGCUCUCCUGGCGGUCAGCCUACGGGACAACCUGGUGCGUCUGCUGGCGCAUCUGGUCUGCCUGGUGGUCAGCAGCCUACUGACGUGCCUGUCGUCCCGGGGCCUGUCGGACAGCCGAGCGCUCAACAGCCUGGUCAACCCGGUGCCGGACAGCCUGGCUCGGAUCAGCCCGGCCAGUCCGGUGGCUCCGGUCUUGUUGGCGGCCCCGGUGGCCAGCCAGGCCAACCUGGAGUGA
Molecule: messenger RNA, 1215 nt
Organism: Verticillium alfalfae VaMs.102
Lineage: Eukaryota; Fungi; Ascomycota; Sordariomycetes; Glomerellales; Plectosphaerellaceae
Exons: 2
Coding region: 1-1215 (404 amino acids)
Source: RefSeq, a predicted model, not a curated record